UCAACAAUGGUAGGCGAAGAUAGUACUUCGGUAAGACACCGCCAGCCGAGUUCUAUGGCACACGGGACCCCUGAGAUGAAUGAAAAGCAGACGAGAGCUGAGGGAGAGAAGCCAUUCCAAAACUCAAGCAAUGGCUGGGUUGAUGUUGACCAUGUGAUAACAAAGAAAAUGCAGCUAGUAGCAGAGGCGGAGCAGUUGAAGCCGGCAUUCAUGAAGGAGGUGGACAGUCACUUUACAGAGUUUGUGAACAGUUUCAUAGCAAAGUCCGUGUUUCUGGAAUCCUCCACAGCAACGUCCAUUUUCCCAGCUACCUGCUCAGAGAAAGACUUGCACAAAACCAAGGGCUUGAGAGCACCUCCAGAACAUGGAAAGGUCUUUACUGCUAGGAGGUCCCUCUUGGAUGAGCUGUUUGAAGUGAACCACAUCCGGACAAUCUACCACAUGUUCAUCGCUGUCCUCAUCCUCUUCAUUCUCAGCACACUUGUAGUAGACUAUAUUGAUGAAGGAAGGUUGGUGCUUGAAUUUGAUCUUUUAGUCUUCGCUUUUGGCAAGUUUCCUGUUGUUAUUUCCACCUGGCUCUGCAUGUUUUUGUCCACAUUCAUUUUACCCUAUGGCCUCUUCCUGCAGUGGGCCCAAGGCCACUGCUGUUCCUCCCACCGGAAAAUCCGUGCCUUCUUCUUCGGGACUCUCUUCAUGCUCUUCCAAACCAUCGGGCUUGGGUUUGGACCAACGUACGUUGCUGUGUCGUAUGCUCUGCCCCCAGCCUCUCGGUUCAUUAUUAUACUUGAACAGGUUCGUCUAAUUAUGAAGGCUUAUUCAUUCAUUAGGGAGAACAUUCCCCGAGUUGUAUCUUCAGCCAAGGAGAAGUCAAGCACCAUUCCAGUUCCCCAAGUUACCCAGUAUCUGUAUUUCCUCUUUGCUCCCACUCUCAUCUACAGGGACAACUAUCCCAGGAAUCCCACAAUAAGAUGGGGUUAUGUAGCUACAAAGUUUGCACAGGUAAUUGGUUCACUUUUUUAUGCCUACUACAUCUUUGUGCGACUCUGCAUCCCUCCAUUUCGGAACAUAAGUCAGGAACCCUUCAAUCUGCGAGGGCUGGUCCUCUGCAUUUUCAAUUCCAUCUUGCCAGGUGUUCUGAUUCUCUUCUUGGUCUUUUUUGCAUUCCUUCACUGCUGGCUUAAUGCAUUUGCUGAGAUGCUGCGCUUUGCAGACAGAAUGUUUUACAAGGAUUGGUGGAAUUCCACAUCAUAUGCAAACUAUUAUCGAACUUGGAAUGUGGUAGUACAUGACUGGCUGUAUUACUACGCUUACAGGGACUUCUUGUGGUUCUUUGGUAAGAAGUUCAAAGCUGCUGCUAUGCUGUCUGUCUUUGCUGUCUCAGCUGCCGUACAUGAGUAUGUCCUAGGAGUCUGCUUUGGUUAUUUCUAUCCAGUCCUCUUCUGCCUCUUCAUGUGCUUUGGAAUGGUUUUCAACUUCAUUCUUAAUGACCGUCGAAAAGGGCCCAUUUGGAAUGUGAUUAUGUGGACCUCUCUCUUUCUGGGCCAAGGUGUCAUCAUUUGCCUUUAUAGCCAGGAGUGGUAUGCACAUCAGUAUUGCCCCUUGAAAAAUCCCACAUUCCUGGAUUAUGUGAAACCACGUUCCUGGGACUGUCAUAUUCAGAUUUAAAACUGAUAAACUCAGCUUUCAUCUUACCUUCCAUAUCUGAAGAUCAGCCUGUGCUCUCCAAAGGACAGGGACCAAUGACAUAAUUCACUUCAGAUCUUUUUUUAAGGGAAGUUGUGCCUCCUGAUUAUUGGAGAUAAACUGUUUUUGUAACUUUACUGAGGCAGUCCAGUUGAAGUGGACUGCAGCAGGCUUCCAUGUAGCUCUCAUUGUACACAGCUACACUCACGCAGUUCCAAGUCAUCAUGAAACACU
Pelodiscus sinensis (Chinese soft-shelled turtle) is the source of this 1917-nucleotide messenger RNA. The record is from RefSeq and is a predicted model, not a curated record. NCBI's taxonomy places the organism in Eukaryota, Metazoa, Chordata, Testudines, Trionychidae.